Trichoplax adhaerens is the source of this 2736-nucleotide messenger RNA. RefSeq lists its product as uncharacterized. The record is from RefSeq and is a predicted model, not a curated record. The transcript has 10 exons. The coding region runs from base 1 to 2736 and encodes 911 amino acids. Lineage: Eukaryota; Metazoa; Placozoa; Uniplacotomia; Trichoplacea; Trichoplacidae.
AUGAAUAGUACAAAAAAUUCUCAAAAUACAUUGUCAAAACUACUAACAGAUAUUAAAACUUCGAGACAACGGCCUAGAACAGCAGGAUCGUGCUUUCAAUCCACUUUUACAAAUUUUAAUUCUGAAAACAGCAUCUACUCGGUCGAUCAAGAUUAUGAUCAAGAUGAAGAGGAUCAAGUAAUACAAUUACAAGAAGUCGAUGAAAGUUAUGCCGGCUAUAGAAAUCAUCCACUUAGAAAAAGUCAAUCCUUUGGUGAUCAAAAGAAAGAAUUACAAUUACAUUUCGAUCGAAAACGAGGUAGACGUGUUAUGACCAUCGAUGUUAAUGAUGCUGGUCUACCUGUAUCCACAUUUCACAAUAAAAGAACCAGCGUUGGUUCAAGCUCGAGCACUACACCAAUUGAUCGAAGGCCUUCUCCUGCAGCAGUAUUAAUGACUCCAUUGCCUAAAUUUGAUGAAACAACUCAGAAACGUUUUAAUUUUGGAGAUCGUGCUAAUAAUAGUACCGAUUCGCUAUCUAUGACAAAACGUGGAAGAGUAUCAUUGACCGAAUCAUCUAGAAAGGAUCAAAAUAAAUCAAAUAGACGAAUAUCACACACUACAGCCGGAGAAGACAAGAAGAAUUCCUCGAGAAGAAAAAUUUCUUCCUAUACAAAUGGAACGAAUAUUAGUGAUAGGUAUUUACGUAGCUUAGCUACUUGGGCUGAUAAAGUGGAAGCUGCAGACAAGAAAGAGGAUCCUAACGGUUGCAAAAAUGCCGAUGAAAUUGAAACACGCUUAAACCCGGUACGCGUAAAAUUUAUCAAACUAUGUCGUAUCGUGAGAUUGUUCAUUCGUGUCUGUACAGGCAUGAAAGAAUAUGCAUUUAAGAAUAAUAGUUCAUCGUUUAUUGACCUUAACUAUUAUACUGUGGACAAUGGUAAUAGAAGAUCAAAAUCAUUAGCCUUUAGUAAAAAAGAAUAUGCUCGGUCUCGAACUAUGCAUAUGCCUCAAUGGGCAAGAAGUGUAUUGUGGUCAGCACCCGAAUCACGUUCACAUACAGAUCUAUUAAAUUUAAGAAAUUUAUUUCGAGGUCUUGGCUGUUUCGAUCGAUUUCCUAAUCAUGUGCAAAUGGAAUUGGUACGCCACUUUGAAUUUUGCAGAUAUGAAGAAGGGCGAGUCGUUCUGAGACAAGGCCACGAGGGAUUCUGCUUUUAUAUGAUAUUUCAUGGCUCCUUAUCAGUAUCCAUUGAAGAACCAGAUUCGAAAGGAAAAACUUAUAGUAGAAUGGAGAAUAUUCUCACCUCUGGUGUUUCUUUUGGGGAACUUGCAUUGAUAUCGAAAACCAAACGACGAACCGCUACUGUAAAAGCAAGAGAAAACGUAGAACUACUCUCCAUCGACGAUAGAAUCUUUCAAAAGUAUUGCGCUGAUGAAUUUUUACGCGAACAUGAGGCUAAGAUCGAAAAGACAAGGUUGUUUAAGAUAUUUAAUGAUUGGUCUGAUGAAUUAUUAAGCGAAAUAUGCUUUGAAGCACAAUUGCGCGAGUACAAACAUGGAAAAAUCAUUGAUUGCAAUACGACAUCAUCGUUAUCAAUUAACUUUCUUAUGGAGGGGAAAUGUGAUUGCCUAAGAGAAGUUGAUUUAAAUAAAGUUCCCAAAGAAGUUAAAAAACCUUGUAUCCAGCCAGGGCAGCGUCUCAACACCCCACUUUCGGCAUCAGUGAAAACAGGAACAAAAUCUCACUUGAACUCUAAAGUCUUACUUUAUGUUGGGAGUUUAAAACGUGGCGAUGCAUGUGAUUUAUUGACGUUAUCUGACGAAAAUGCCCCUGGAUUUACAUUAGUCAGUGCCGGUGCAAAAAUAUUACGAAUAUCAAAGAAAAGGCUAAAACUUAUGGCACCUUCAGGGUGGUUGAAUAUCAUUAAAUUGGAAUCCAAGAAUCCUAUCAUGUUGACUAGCAAUGAAGAACUAUGUCGACGCUACACUGAAUUUGAAAACUGGCAAGGAUUUAAAUCGAUGACUCUCAAUGAAACAUUGCUUAAAAUCAAAGGUCAUGAUUUAGCACAAAUGCCAGCGACAAAGAAAGGAUCAUCUGGGUGGGCGAAAUGGCCUGGCCAAGCCGAUAGUAUCAAUAGGCAGAGGGAAACAUCAGAUCGAUUAUCGACACCAGCUCCUGGACCUUCCUCUCUCUUUUUAAGCUUUACUUCUUCCAAUUCUACAAAAAUACAUCACACCACAACUAAGGAACAACCUUUGGACGAUGCUAUUCCCAGGGAGAGUAGUUCUACUUUACAACGGUUUAGACAACGAGUUCAAGAUUUGCGCCAGGGGCUAGCAACACCAACUAGUGAUAGUGGAGUCAAUAGUAACGAAAAUAAUGGUAAUGAUUUAGAACCUAUUCGUCGAUCUCGAACGUCAUCGAAUAGUUUAAUUAACGACAAAAUUAGGCAAAAAUUUCUACGCCCGCAAAUUAUCGUUGGUGAUGAAGAUAGUGCUAGCAUAAGUAGCUAUAAUGCUGAUGAUAAUGGCAUCCGACCUUAUUUAAGAAGGCGCCAACGAGGCAUGAGAUCAGAUAACGUAGCGUAUGGGUAUGAUGAUGCGGAAGACGAUGUAAUAGCUGAUGAUAUCACUAAAACAAAUGUUAGAUUGUCAAAAAUUCAGGGUAGUUUAGGAUCUAUUUACCAAAAUCGAAAUACAAGUAGCGCUUCUAAAGCCUUAUAUGACAAAAUUUCCAGCGAAGUAUAUAGUAUUUAA